Fonsecaea erecta is the source of this 360-nucleotide messenger RNA. RefSeq lists its product as hypothetical. The transcript has a single exon. The coding region runs from base 1 to 360 and encodes 119 amino acids. The record is from RefSeq and is a predicted model, not a curated record. NCBI's taxonomy places the organism in Eukaryota, Fungi, Ascomycota, Eurotiomycetes, Chaetothyriales, Herpotrichiellaceae.
AUGCCAGAAUAUCCACUCGAGCUUGCCGCUAACGAGGAUCUCUCGGAUGCCUUGCCCUGGCUAGAUGCUACAUCCUGCGACGUCGGGCAGAUCGUGGACGAGACAUUCACAGACUCUUUCUUCACUGAACAUCCCUCUCGGUUCUACGCACAACCUGAAGAUAGCGCCUUUAGCCUAGACCACUUCCCUGCGGCGGGGCAGGGCUUCGACGACGUUUCCUCAACAUCCAAUAUAAAAUCGGCAGAUGGAUGCCUGCUGAAGCCAACGUCAGAAAACUCGCCUCAGGAACCGGUCGUCAUUGAUAUGCUGAAAGAGCAGGAAACUCUAGCUGUUCCAGAUGCGAUUGCACUACAUCUGUAG